UCUAAAUUCCGCCCCUUUUCCCGUGUCCAUUCAACCCUCAUUCAAAACAGAACACAGCUGUUGCAGAGCACACCGCUUUUGGCUUUGUAGGAGCCUCUGAAAUUUGCCGGGGUCGAGUUUCCCUACCCGAAAAGAGGAAUUUGGCACCCAUUUCUGUGUGAUUGCAGUGUGAGGAGGACACAGACAGAUAAACACAUCCACUCUCUGAGCCGUAAAGAAGAGGCAGCCAUACCUCAGCUCUCAAGCACAAUGCCCAUCUGACACACAGCUAAGUGCACACACUGAGGAUGAGUAGUGCUGUCCUGCACUGACAGACAAAUGGUGUGGGAAUGAUGGACCUCCCCAAUGGCCAAUCAAGCGUCACCACCGCUGCUGCCACUGCCUCGGAGAAGAGCAGCAGCUCAGAGUCUCUCAGUGAGAAGGGUUCUGAGCUGAAGAAGAGUUUUGAUGCUGUCGUCUUCGAUGUCCUGAAGGUUACCCCUGAGGAGUAUGCAGGUCAGAUCACUCUCAUGGAUGCUCCGGUGUUCAAAGCCAUUCAGCCUGAGGAGCUGUCAAGUUGUGGCUGGAACAAGAAGGAGAAGCACAGCUCUGCCCCUAAUGCUGUGGCCUUCACCCGCAGGUUCAACCAGACAACUUUCUGGGUGGUGAGGGAGAUCCUUCAUGCUCAGACCCUGAAGAUCAGAGCUGAGGUACUCAGUCUGUACAUCCGAACUGCCAAGAAACUGUGUGACAUAAACAAUCUGCAUGCAGUGAUGGCUGUGGUGUCGGGCCUACAAAGCGCUCCUAUCUAUAGACUCUCCAAGACGUGGGCGUUGUUGAGUCGGAAGGACAAAGCAACGUUUGAGAGGUUGGAGUAUCUCAUGGCCAAAGAAGACAACUACAAGCGCCUGAGAGACUACAUACGCAGCCAGAGCAUGAACUCCUGCAUACCAUACCUGGGUAUGUAUCUGUCUGACCUYACGUAUAUAGACUCAGCGUAUCCCUCUACUGGCAGCAUCCUGGAGAAUGAACAGAGAUCCAACCUCAUGAACAACAUCCUGAGGAUAAUAUCUGACUUGCAACGCUCCUGCACCUACGAUAUACAAGUGUUGCCUCAUGUCCAGAAGUAUCUCAACUCAGUCAUGUACAUCGAGGAGCUACAGAAGUUUGUGGAGGAUGACAACUACAAGUUGUCGUUGAAGAUGGAGCCAGGCUCCAGCACACCCCGCUCCACUGCCUCUAGAGAGGACCUUAUAGGUUCGGAUGUGUCUGCGUCUCCUCUGUGUGGCCGUAAGGGCCCCAUUGCAGACGGAACCAAAGUCCCUCCCACGCCCCCCUCCCCCCGGAACCUCCUCCCCUACGGACACAGGAAGUGUCACAGCCUGGGCUACAAUUUUAUUCAUAAGAUGAAUACGGUAGAGUUUAAGAGCGCUACAUUCCCCAAUGCUGGUUCUCGUCAUCUAUUGGACGACAGCGUCAUGGAGAGCCACACCCCUACGAGAGGACAGGCCGAGAGCUCAACGCUCUCCAGCGGCAUCUCACUGGGGAGCAGUGAGGGUUCAGAACUCAGUGAAGAGAUGUCCUGGCCAGCCUUUGAGAGGACUCGGUUCUAUCACUCUCUGGGGCCUGUGACCCGCGUGGCCAGAAUCCCCUACAGAGGAGGCCUGAGGCCCAGCAGCUCUGCUGAGUCUGAGGAGUUAGCAGUGCACCUGUACCCUGGAGCCGUCACCGUGCAGGGGGUCCUACGACGCAAGACUGUCUUCAAGGAGGGCAAGAAACCCACCUUCAAGUCGUCUAGCAGUAAGAGUGUGUGUGUCGUGGGGUUAAUGGCCAUCAUGUCAGACGACCCUGAACAUCCCGACGUCUUCCUGCUCACAGACUCGGAACACGGUAACACCUAUAAAUACCAGGCAGGGAACAAAAUGAAUGCCCUUCUGUGGUURAAACACCUCAGUGCUGCCUGCCAGAGUAACAGACAACAGGUCCCAGCCAAUCUGAUGUCCUUUGAAUGAGUGCUGCUGUAGAGGACGGAGCGAUAGAGCUAAAAUAGAGGAAGAGGGCUAGUGACUCAGCACCAGGAGCUUUCACUGCCAUGACCCCAAAACUAUAACCCCAGACCCCAGCCCCACUGGAGCCCCACCUGCCACCACUGCCUUAACCUAAGGAGCCAUGUGUGUGUGUGUGUGUGUGUGUGUGUGUGUGUUGAAGCAGUGGUUAUUAUGGUUGCAUAGACUACUGAAUGAAGACCUAAACCACUUCUUCUCUCUCGUUCUCUGUUGUUUUUGCCUGUGGAACUAUGGGAUGUCUCUUCCUCUUUCUUGGAUGCUUCUUAAGGAUGGAUGGACAUGAUUUAUCCUUGUUUUCCCUCACUCCCUCUCUUCUUGACAUACUGUGCUCUGGUGGAAGACAGACUCUGCCCUUUCUAGGGCUGGACUCACACACGCACACAAUACUGGACUAACCCAAUGGAAUGGGAUUUCAAACACACUUUUCUUUAUCACACUUUGGUUCACAAACUCCCACACACACAAGACUCCGAUGGUGAUUUCACACUUGAGUUGAGCUCACAAAACUGACACUUUUGUACACACAUUCACUCCCCCCUUCUGAGAGUGUGUGAUUGGCCUGUGUGAUUGCAGCAUUGUGAACAUUAAGGGCUUUGAUUCUCAAAUCUAUUCCAGCAGAAACCACACACACGUGUCCUGAAUGUAUCCUACUGUUUUAUAUUCCAGAGCCUCUCCUCACCGUGUGUGUGGGUGGUGGUGGGGGGGUGCACACUAUAUAUGGUAAGUCACGGGAAUGAUAAACCCAGACUCUAAGCUUUCCUCAAUUCCACCUUUAUGGACCCAGUUAUAUCGCUCUUAUAAACAGGCUUUAUAUGUUCUCUCUGUCCACAUGUUAAAGCUUGAGAUUCACCAGAACACACAAUAACACUAAAGACUUGAAAGCUGUGAAAAAGUGAACGAUGGAAUGUUAACCCCAGAAAAAUAAUUUAUCUCCACUUCCUUUUUUUGUUAUUGCUUGAACAUAAGAGGGAGCUACAGGUUCUGACCUGAUCUGCUUUACACAUCGUGAGUGUGUUUUAUAUACACACACACACAGCUAUCGGGAGCCAUUCAGAAUCCAUAUUUUGUUGGUUAGUGUUUUCUGUUACCUUGGUGUUGUUGUGUUGGGGACGUAUGAGCAGUAUUACCCUGUAGAUGACUUGCACAUGUCUAGCUUAUUUUAAUUGUCUGUUACAUUUCAUUUCUGGCCUCUUCCCUUUUUUUUGGAACAUGUUGUACCUUUACUUGUUUUUGAUUUUUGUUUUUGUUUUCUCACCUAUGAGUUUGUCACAUAGGGUUACGGUACAGAUCUACUCUAUUGCUCUAUUGCCUAGUUCCAUGUCAUCCUCUAGACCCAUCGCCUGGUCACUACUCAUGGCAUCUUCAAUUAAAGCUAUGGAGAGGUGUAGAUGACUCCACCUCAUCCUCCAAUUGGCUGAGAGAAACUUCCACCAUAUUGCUUACACCUAUCCAGUCCUUUCAGAUCUGUGAACAGUUAAGGAGUACGAACUAGAGGGAGGGGCUAACAAUUUAAGUGGACCCAGCCAAAGUGUGUAUGGUUUGGGACUCAACCCUGAGUGUGUGCCAAUGUACCAGACACACAUUUUUAUUCUGAUUUGGGAGAAAGUGUUACAAUUAGAAAAAAUUAAAUUAAUACGUUCUUGAGAAAGGAUGGUGUGGUCACGUUCUCAUACUACUCUCAGAAAGGACUUAAACCACUAGCGAAAGCGUGAUCUUGCAUUCUCCUGACUGUUUCCAUCUCAACCUGACAGUCAGGUUAGGUUCUGACUUGUAACAAUGGUUUACAUCUCCCAUCUGUUCAUAUGUUUGUAUAUUUUGCAUGUCUAUUGUUUACAUAGAGGUCCAGCAAGUUAGCAUCACAUUCCUCACACCUCAAACUGACACUAUGUACUCUAGCAGCAAGAGACUCCAACUCCCAUGGGCCAGUGCGGCAACAGUUGUCUGUUAUGUCCUGUAGAGGCUAAGCUAAUGGGAGAAGGUCGAACUUAUCCAUAACCAUUGAUACAGGGUCAUAUGUAUUCACCCCCUAAUGGUUAAGGUUAAGAUUGGGGUUGGUGUAAUCUGAUCCGAGAUCUGUUGUUUAGGGCAACUUCUACAUAUUCCAUUUCAGGCUCAUUUCCGAUGUGCUCUGCUCCUCAGCUCCCAGCAGUUAUCCCACACACAGCUACAGCUCCAUUAAUAGCAAGACUCCAGCAGGGCUAUGUCAUACACAGACUAGGGGAUGAGGAAGCUAGAGAAAAAAAGGAAUGAGAGGGGUAGCGUUACAAAAGGACAAGAGAGGAAGGUAGUACAACAGUAUGAGUGUGUAAAAACUAUUUUUGUUUACCUGCUAGAAAGCAUUAGACAGACAGAGCCUCAUGGCUGCCAUUUCUUCACUGUUGAGCAGUGGGUAAAUCUGUAUAGAAUGUGGUAUAGCAUAUUCUGUGUGGAGUGUGAUUGAACAAGGAAGGAUAUAGUAGAAAUAGAGGGGUGAAUGGAACUGAUGCAACAGGAGCUGUACAGAGAAGCAGGCAGACUGAUGCUCCCCACAGAAGACCAGCAGAAAAAGUAGUCUUUCUCCCUUCUUUUUUUCCCCCUCUCACAGACCCCUCCUUCACAUCUCUCUCCCUUGGACAUAGAGGGCUUCAAUGCAGGCUGAAGAGAGCGGCAGAUUAAAUGGCAGACAGGAAUGCUCCCAUGUUACAGUGUAGUGUCAAACAGUGCUGAAGUGAGGGAUGUGGAUGCCUAUAGGGAAAGGUUUAGGAGUGUGAGUUUUUACAAUCUGUUAUGGUGGGCUUUUUGUUUCUGAGAAAUGUCAAAAUGGUUUGUUUGUUUUUUGAGGUUUCCCUAUUGUAACCAGAGUUUCCACAGUUUGUGUCCAUGUACAAAUACACAACCAGCUGUGUAUUAUUUACUGUCUAGAGUAAAGUUUAUUUUUGGAUUUGUCUGCAGUGUUAAAAAAAAAAAAUACUGAGAAAUCCUUUAACAGAUAAGAUGAGAUGACUCGGUAAUGUGUGGUGGUGUUAUGUGUGCUGUAGGGAUGGAGAAGUUGCCCGCAGCUCAAGGGUCAACUUAAUUCCCUUUAAAUCCAAACUUUAACCAUUAGGGGAAAAUGUAAAACUGACCUUAGAUCAGUUUCUAGAAGAGACAUCUACCUACUCUAUAUGGCUCAGUUUGAGAGUGAUGUUUAUGAUGUGUUGACGACGUCACUUAGCUUUGUCCAUGUCCCAUGACCUGUGGGGUGUGUCCAUGUGCUAUCCCUCUACCUCCUGUACUCCGACCCCAAGUGAGGACCCACCCAUGUUACGUGACCUGGGUUUGAACUAUGACCUCUGAAUUGAGUGAUGUGACCUGAGUUUCAGCCAGAUAACCAAUAAACACACUGCCCUUUUUAUACUCUGCCCCUCGGUUCACUUUCAUUUAUAUUAACAUGGUUUCAGCUACAUGUGGUGUAUGUGUGCCGGGCCAGGAGUUUCUACUUACCACAACCUGUUAAAUGUCCUGGACAGGGCAUGUGGUUAGGAAAAAUGUGUAUGUGCUUAACCUAGUGUUAAUACACUUUAGGUGUGGAUUGAUCUGUAAUCUUUCCUACUGAAAUAAAACCUACUUGAAUUGAA
This is a messenger RNA of Salvelinus sp. IW2-2015, 5641 nucleotides long. NCBI's taxonomy places the organism in Eukaryota, Metazoa, Chordata, Actinopteri, Salmoniformes, Salmonidae. The record is from RefSeq and is a predicted model, not a curated record.